UAUCAAUAAAGUUGGUCUGAUUUGAACCAAGAUGGCGGCCUACGCGUCGCCUCUGACAACAAAGUGUUUGUCACAGUAUCUAUUGAAAGGGUCAAGUUUAAUGAAAAAUAGAAGUUGGUGUUGUAAGGUCAUUGUUGUUAGAGGUUGCACAACAAGGAGAGGGUCUGAGUUUACUGCAAACGCCAACCAUGCUGCACAGAAGUCCAGUGUCCUUCUGGACUACUACGAAAGUAUGGUUAGGUCCGGUUCACUCCGAGAGGACAUACACCAGAGAUCCGUCCUUCUUCAGUUAGAGCAGUUGCAGGGAGUUAUAAGGGCAUACGACAAUACUCCACGAUUUAAGGUGAGCGACAGGGACAUUAAGGUAAAUCGACAACGGCAUGUUGAAGAUUCGAAAGCAAGUGACGCAAAGCACAAAACUCAAGUGACCGAAGCCGAACAGCUGCCCCCGAAGCCUAAACCACCCAAGGGCUUUUACAUCCAUGGCAAUGUAGGCACUGGGAAAACCAUGCUGAUGGAUAUGUUCUUCUCUCACGUUGAGAACAGUCGCAAAAAGAGGGUCCACUUCAACGCCUUCAUGCUGGACAUACACAAACGGAUCCAUCGCCUGAAGCAAUCCCUGCCAAAACGGAGCCUCGGCAAAAUGACAGUCUACGACCCCAUUGCGCCGGUUGCCUUGGAGAUCAGUCAGGAGAACUGCCUCUUGUGCUUCGAUGAAUUUCAGGUGACAGACAUUGCAGAUGCCAUGAUCCUGAAGCAGCUGUUUGGGACUCUCUUCCGGUCUGGUGUUGUGGUGGUGGCCACCUCCAACCGCCCACCUGAUGAGCUCUACAAAAAUGGUCUUCAGAGGGCUACCUUUGUGCCUUUCAUCCACGUUCUCAAGGAGCACUGCCAUACAGUCUGCUUAGACUCUGGAGUGGACUACAGGAAGAGAGACAUGCCUGCAGCAGGAAUACUGUACUACCUCACAAGUGAACCUGGAGCGGAGAGGGCUGUGAAUGAUCUGUUCCAUGAACUCGCCCAGAGACAAAAUGACUUUACGCGGCCCCGGGUCCUGACCGUUCUGGGCAGGAAGCUUCACCUGAGCAGGACGUGUGGCUCUAUCGCCGACUGUACUUUUCAGGAGCUGUGCGACAGGCCUGUAGGUGCCAGCGACUACCUGGAGAUUUCUCGAGUGUUUGACACUGUCUUUAUCCGGAACAUUCCAAGACUCUCUCUGAGGAUAAAGGAUCAAGCACGUCGGCUCACGACACUCAUAGACAACUUCUAUGACCAGAAGGUGAGGGUGGUUGUCCUUGCCGAUGCUCCUCUGGAGUCUCUCUUUGACCAGGGCCCUAUGGUCGGUGAUGAGGAGAGAGACCGCAUGUUGCUGGAUGAUCUAGGCCUAACACAGGAUGCCGGUGAACAUCUCUCUUUGUUCACGGGAGAAGAGGAGAUCUUUGCAUUUCAGAGGACCAUCUCAAGACUGACAGAAAUGCAGACGGAACAGUACUGGCUUCAAGGAGAUCGCAGCAGCACAACAUGACCCUUUACACACACACACCCACACAAACACACACACACACACUGCAUCUUGCCAAACUGCUGACUAAUGUUCCAAACUGCGCAAAGAUGACCAACUGAGCUAACAUAAGCUAUUAUGUUAUAGGCUCUGUUAUCAACUUAUUCACGGAAGCCAUUAUACCUCGGACUCUAGCCUGACCUCUUAAAUUAAAUAAAAUUAAAUUAAAUUGAACUUGAAAUGAUGUGUGAAUACCUGCAAGUAAGUUAGAGUCUAUGUAUUAAUAAUAUAAGAAGAACGAUUACUCCCUCUUACUGUAACUAUGGACAUCUUAUUAUGGACAUCUGACACUUAUUUGUACACUGAACUCUAUGUUAGGAAAGCAGCCUUCAUAAGGAGAUGAACAGCGCCCCCGUGUGGUUAACUGAAUCCUGAGGGGUUUGCCAUAUCCUUCACCUGGACCGACAGGUGGAUAACCCGAGCCUGCCCCGUGUAUAAUAUAUUAUAUUACAUAUUCUGUAGGCCUACAUAGAGGUGAGGUAGACAUAUUUUGAAAAGGGAAUGUAUUAUACGUGUUGUGUGUACGGUAUAAACUAAAUAUUUACA
Molecule: messenger RNA, 2107 nt
Organism: Clupea harengus (Atlantic herring)
Lineage: Eukaryota; Metazoa; Chordata; Actinopteri; Clupeiformes; Clupeidae
Gene: afg1lb
Product: AFG1 like ATPase b
Cellular component (GO): cytoplasm; mitochondrion
Molecular function (GO): ATP hydrolysis activity; ATP binding
Source: RefSeq, a predicted model, not a curated record